Messenger RNA from Actinia tenebrosa (Australian red waratah sea anemone), 3978 nucleotides. RefSeq lists its product as uncharacterized. Gene Ontology annotation, biological process: proteolysis. Gene Ontology annotation, molecular function: metalloendopeptidase activity. Lineage: Eukaryota; Metazoa; Cnidaria; Anthozoa; Actiniaria; Actiniidae. The record is from RefSeq and is a predicted model, not a curated record.
UGACUCCUGAUAUUUCUUUAGACUUUCCAUCAAUUUAAAAUGUCUUUGAGCUGCUUGUUAGCUGAUAUUCUUCUUAAUACUGCAUGAACAUAGUCAAGAUGAGAGUUCUAUUUGGAUUGCUCGUUUACUUCCUCUUUUGUGGGACCUUACAAGGGGUACAGGAUUAUGAAAUAACUUAUCCCGAACGUCUACACAGCACGCGUCAUCGAAGAGAUCUUUCAACCGCUGUCGAUGUUGGACAUGAGCAUUCUGUUCAAUUUGCAAUUAAAGCUUUUAAUAACAAAUGGAUUCUUGAUGCAAAUAUUAACGAACGAGUUACACCACAAACGGUGCUUCUGCGUCAGUUUGAUGCUGAUAAUUCUGAGAUCAUUACUCAGGAAUCACUAGAUAAUUGUUACUACCAAGGCUCUAUUAAAGGUAUUCCCCAAUCUAUUGUGGCAUUAACUACUUGUAAUGGCUUGAGUGGAGUGAUUGACGAUGGAGUUGAAACGUACCACAUAGAGCCCCAUGCAAACUACGAGGACACAGGAGCACACAAAAUAUAUCCAGCAAAAAGAAGAAAAGAAUAUGGCGUUCCCGAAGAACCAGAUUUCUACAACAAAGCAAUGUACGGAAAUGGUGAAUCCCUUGUCACAAAACCGAUUUCAAGGUUACGUCGCAAUGUGGCCAAUGUAGAAGACCAGUACAAACCAUACCUAACGACAAACGAGACUCGAUACAACGAGAUCUUUUUUCUUGUGGAUGACGGCAUUUACCAGAGGUUUGGGAAUAGUACUAAAACAGUGGUAGAAAGAGUUGUUACUCUGUGCAAUGUUUUGGAUGCGAUUUACCAAAGGAUAAACAUUCGCAUUGUCAUGUCUGCCAUUGAGAUAUGGACAAAUGGACCUCGUUUUCCUCGCAACGUAGGAGAUCUUAAGCUAUUUGGUGAAUACUUACACAAAGAAGUUAAAGGGAAAAUCACCUAUGAUAAUGCCCAUUUUAUGAGCCAUAUUGCUUGGCCUGGUGCAGCUGGUGUUGCUUAUGUUGGGACAAUGUGUGAGCCAGCAUCUUUAGCUGUGAACACUUGGAAGUAUGCGUGGGGUAGUCAUAUUGGACCAUACGUAGUGGUUGCUCACGAAAUGGGACACAAUUUUAAUUUCCCACAUGCUUACACCGAUGAAUGCAAGUGUCUUUCUCCGAAGGGAUGCGUAAUGCAAUUGUACCCAAGUCCUCGAGUUCUUGGAUUUACGGAGUGCAGCUUGAAUGGCUUGAAGAAAAUUAACGACCGUUGCCUUUAUAACGUGCCUACAAAGGCUAUCAAUUCCAAAUGUGGCAAUGGGAUUCGAGAAGGAAACGAAGAAUGCGACUGUGGAACACCCGAGAUGUGUAAAGCAAAGGACCCUUGCUGCAUGCCACAUGACUGUCGUCUAAAGCCUGGAGCACUUUGCAGUGAUCUACAUCACUCCUGUUGUAAAGACUGCUUAUUCAAGAGACAAGGAACACUUUGCAGACCAGUAAAGACAGAUUGUGAUGUACCAGAAUUUUGCCCUGGAGAUUCUAGAGAUUGUCCAGCUGACAUAUCCUUACAAGAUGGAACCCCAUGCAACAGAACAAAUAAGUUGCUUCCAGGCAACACCAACUGGUACAGUGUUGUAGCAAGUGAACUAUCUCCUCACAUAGAAGCACGUCAUGUUCGAAUCAAUCCUCAGUAUUGGCAUAAAUGGAUUUGCAUGCGUGCAGAACUAUAUGGCUGUUCUGCUGACGAAGCUAAUGCAGCCAUUCCUACACCUCUAAAACCCUACAACAACUACUGUAUCGUGCCUCAAGAUCAAAAAUGCAUCCCAGAAGAAAACACAAAAGUGAUCUUCAAAUACGGAUAUGAAUGUAAGGAAGAGUAUAUGAAAUUCAGACUAGAUACAAACGGAAUACUGUGGCAUCAUUGCAGUGGGAGAAGAGUUUGUCCUGAAAACGGGAACACGCAGAAUGGCGCGAGGUUGGUCAUUAGUAGUUCGUGUAAAGACGAAGAUUCCAAGUUUGUCCGAACACCAAAGAGGUCGCUCAAGCAUGUGGGAAGUGGAAAGUGCAUCCACCCAAUAGGAGCCUGGCCGGCUGAUGGUCGACAUCUUGGACUUUGGGCUGGGUGUGGACUACAGCGACUUGAGAUUUGGUUUAUUAAACCAGACUGCAUUUAUCCAUUGUGUAUGCAGAAUUUGAAAAUCACAAACGAGCAGAUCACAGCAUCGUCAUCGCGGCACUCGGAGCGUCCUUAUCAUGGUCGUUUGCACCUGGCUAGCUUCUGGUGUGCUGCACAGCAAAAGAAAUCAGAGUACUUACAGAUUAACUUUAACAAGACAAUGAGGAUAUCCAAAGUUGCCAUACAAGGACGAGGAAACUGGUACAACUGGGUUACGGGCUACUUUGUAUACUAUAGUCAAGAUGGACAGCGUUGGACUGGGUACAGUGAAAGUGGAGAUAGUGCACACUCGAACUCUUACUGCUUUACUGGUAAGUGCGCAGAGACGAGAAAUACCCAGUGCAGAGACCUUUGGGGACCUAAAAGUGAAAGUGCGAAUCAUGCCUGCUAUGAGAAGCUGAACACAGAAGCAAAGGGAUACGGAACGUGUGAUGCCACGACCAAUUCAUCCUGCUCAGCUGCUGAUGCUGUUUGUGGUCAAAUUCAAUGCUCGACAAAAAAUGCAAGGCCUGGGGUGGAUUAUGGUAAAAGUUACAAGCAAAUUACACUUAAUGAUGCAAGUGCUUCUCGAUGCAGCGCCGCGGUACUCAAAACGUCCGAUAUGGUUGGUCAAGGAAUGGUGAAGGAUGGAACAAAAUGUGGCGACCAAAAGAUGUGCAUGAAUUCUAAAUGCAAGUCGUUCCGAGAGCUAAACAUCACCAACUGUCCAUCAGCAAACGGCCUCGAGUGUAACGGGAGAGGGAGGUGUACAAGUCUUGGCACUUGUCAUUGUCACUCUGGAUAUGAUCCUGAAACCGCGUGUGAAAAAGUCUUUCAACCGAUUGAUGGAGGCUUCACCCCAUGGACUAACUGGUCUAUAUGUGACAAGGGCUGUGAUACGGGCAAACAGAGUCGCCAUCGAUUCUGCACCAAUCCUGCUCCAAAGCACGGCGGCAAGGAUUGCCAAGGCAUGAAGCAACAGGAGCAGCAGUGUAACGAGGUUCCUUGCCCAAAGGCCCAUUCAUGCCGUCAUCUUCAGACGCAAGCAAUCUCUAACAACUUAGAUCUUCCGGAUGCAAUUUACACGAUCUAUCCCCAUGGGCUUUCCAGUAAACCUAUCUUAGCCUAUUGUGACAUGUCACGUGACGGAGGUGGUUGGACGCUAUUGGUCACCAGCCGAACCAAUACCUGGACUGAUCAAAAUAUCAUACUCAGAAACGUAAUGUCACCUUCUCUAUCUCAAGACUACUCGAUACUCAAGUAUGCUGAUGAUAUCAAAAAUAACAUCAAUGUCGUUGGAACUACUUUUGAAUAUCGACUAGAAGCUCAAACACGAGGUCGUUGGGGUGGAAUAUGGCAGGCAGAUCGAUCUUACACAUUUACAGCGACUACAAAUGCUCAAACUAACGUCAAGCUCAUUAAAAAAUUUGAUGACUGGGAUUAUGCAGACAAUGGGAUAGAAAAACGAAUGCCUUGGAUCAAACGAAUACCUCGAAUUAAGUUUGGAAUGCUAACCACAUCCGGGGAUCCUUUCUUAAACUAUUGGGGUACCAUUGCAGCACCAUAUAAACGUUCCCAUCCCGCACCGUGGAUUGAUGGGCACUUGAAAGAAAGAAACCCAGGUGUCAUCUGGUACUGGAUGCGUGAAGGCCCUUGGCAGGUUCAACAAUAAUGCACGGAAGCGCAAAAAAUUCAAGUUCCUCCAUGUCAUGUAGAAGGCUUUUCUGGUCCCUGCUAGAGAAUAUGGAAUAACGUCAACAAGGAAGCAAAUAUACGUAAACAAUGACUUAUGUUUGGUUGCAAUAAACAGGUGUUGGGAAAAAUUA